This is a messenger RNA of Schistosoma haematobium, 2374 nucleotides long. Its product is annotated as Suppressor of the cold-sensitive snRNP biogenesis mutant brr1-1. The transcript has 6 exons. The record is from RefSeq and is a predicted model, not a curated record. NCBI's taxonomy places the organism in Eukaryota, Metazoa, Platyhelminthes, Trematoda, Strigeidida, Schistosomatidae. Bases 210 to 1400 code for a protein of 396 amino acids.
UAUACAAUACAAUUCAAUAGAUUACAAUAUAAUACAGUUUUACAUUGUUUAUUUGCUUGAUAUUGAAUUCAAUGAAAGAAUAAACAAUAGUUAUCUUUAUAUGAUUCUUUUAUAUAUCGAAAAGUGUGAUUUAUAUGAUUGUUAUAUGUUAUAUUGUGAAAAUAAAAGAAUAAGUUUAUCUAUCUAUCUACACCAACACUUGAAAGAAAAUGGUCUCCAACUAUGAUCGAUAUUCCAAUUGUACAUCUCCAACCUUAAAUAAAACAGACUAUGCAUCACAUUCUAAUCGAUUAAAUUUAUAUGUAGAUAAUAAACCUGUUACACCUUGGAUACGUGGAGAAGUUAUUCAUGAGGGAAUGUUACCCGUUGAUAAGGGUUAUGUACAAAAAAAUAUAUUUGGUCGACGUUACUAUGGAAACAAUAAUAUGAAAUUUUAUCAUUCUGGCAAUACUGGAACUGGUGGUGGUGGUGGCGGCGGCGGUGUUGGUACUAAUGAUGGAGGUGGUGGUGGUGGUGGUGGUGGUAACGUUUACAAUUAUUAUGGUCGUAAACGUGGUCGAACAUACAAUCGACAUUAUUAUCAUGAAGGUCAACGAGCUUAUAAUAAUAAUAAUAAUCAUAGAUCAAGAUAUCCAUUUACUUGUUCACCUACUGUAUAUCCACUUUCACGUAGUCAAUCUAGUUACAAUAUUGACUCCGAUAUAAAUAAUAAUAAUAGUGAUGAUUAUCAUUAUGAUUAUAAGAAUCAUGGAAGAGUUCAUCGUUAUUCCAAUUGUAGUUAUACAAUGAAUAAUGAUCAAUUAACAGAUGAAUAUAUUGAUGAUUGUUUAUCUACAGAUAUUGAACAAUAUCAAUUAAAAUUCGAUAUAAAUAAUCAAUAUAUUCAUCAUAAUUAUCAAUCUAAACAUUUAACAAUAACCAAUAAUAAUGUGAAUAAUAUUGAUGAUUGGACUAAAGUCAAAACAUCAUCACCAUCAUCCUCCACAUCAUCAUCAUCACCAUCAACAGAUUCUGAUUUUGUAUCCAAUGAUAUCAGUCAACCAUCAUCAUCAUCAUCGUCGUCGUCGUCGCCGUCAACAUCAUCAUCACCGUCGUCAACAUCAUCAUCAUCAUCAUCGUCAAAUCAUCAAAUAAUCAAUAAUCAUUUAUAUAAUGAAUCUAAACAAUUACAACAUAAAUGUAAAAGUUCUUUAAAUUUAUCAACUUCAUGUAUAAUUGUAUAUGAUACAAAUAAUAAUGAAGAUUAUAUUGAUGUAAAUCAUCAUAUUCAUGAUAAUGUAGAAAAUCAAAGAGAAUCCAUGGAAUAUGAUAAUGAUCAGAAAGAUUGUAAAUCUGGAAAUAUGAAUGACUAUCUUACUCUUGUUUGGGGUGAUCUACCUGAAACGUUGGAAAAUAGUUAGAUAUGAAGAUUGAAUUAUUCAAUGGUUGUGAGAUCUUCUUCAACAUUAUCUUCUUCUUCUUCUUCUACUUCUUCUUCUUCCUGAUAAACAAUCAACAACAACAAAAAAAUGUCCCACAUUAAUAUACAAUACAGUUUUUGUAUUAAUGUCAAAAUUCGUUUCUUCUUCAAUUGACUAGUUCAAAGAAUGUAUCCAAUUCUUUGUAUUCAAUCCAACUUCAAUGAAACACAUACAUAUCAUAAAAACAAAUACUAAUAGUUGAGAUGAUAAUUUUUUCGAAGUUUCGUUCAAUGAUACCUAUUUACUUACUUACACCUGUUACUCCUCGUGAAGGAGUAUAGAUCGCCCAUCCAGUACUCAUCAUCAUCAUCAUCAUCAGCAGCAGCAGCAGCAACAUCUAACCUUAUCCUGGGCAAUCUUCUUUAAAUCAUACUUGGUACUUUGUUUUGAUUUAUAAAAGAAUUCAAGAUCAACAAUUUCAUCGUUACUACUAUACAAUGUACAACCUUUGAUACUUUGAUUUUUCGAAGAUUUUGCAUUUUUGUUUUCUACACAUAACUAUUGAUAUUUUCUUUCAUUAUUUAUUUAUAUUUCAGUUUAUGCUUUCACUGUUUUAUUAACAGUGAUUUCAUAUGUUAUUAACAAGGGUUUUUUCCAUAUAUGAUGAAUUGUUGUAUAAUUACAUAACAAACUACUUAUAAACUACUUAUAUACUAUCGAAUAUAAGUUUAUAUGUAUAUCAUGUGUCUGUGAGAUCAAUUUUCAGUAUUUCACCCUCCCCCUCACAUCUCCUCACCUUCAUCAAUGUAAUAAAUCGUUGAAAGGAUUUCGUCGAAUAAGUAUGAAUUUCUUCAGAUGUUUAUUGUUUGUUUUAUGUUUAUUAAAGUGUGCAAAUAUUAACAUUAUCAUCAAUGUAAUCAUUACCUAAUAACUUAUGUGUUAAACUAAUACUAACUGAAGAAAGUUACCAAAUU